Phanerochaete carnosa HHB-10118-sp is the source of this 933-nucleotide messenger RNA. RefSeq lists its product as uncharacterized. The annotation marks the transcript as partial. The transcript has 4 exons. NCBI's taxonomy places the organism in Eukaryota, Fungi, Basidiomycota, Agaricomycetes, Polyporales, Phanerochaetaceae. The record is from RefSeq and is a predicted model, not a curated record.
UCUCAAGACUCGCUUCUGCUCUCUGACAUGUCCUCGGAAGAGCCUGAGAGCAGUCACGAUGAAACCAGCGAUGAAGCCGAUGAUGAGCUGUCAGACUCCGACUCCACUAAAGAAGCCCCUCCUAUGGCCCACAGCAUCACCGUCAAGCGGAUCGUUCGAAAAGCUAUCUCAGCCGCAUAUUCAACACGCUAUCAAGCUCCCCGGAAUAGGGAUAUGCGUGGCCCACCAUAUGUCCCUCAUGUUCUCAAAGUUCUCAAGCACCGCCGGCCAGACAAAUUCCGCAGAUAUCUUCGAGUCUCCCCAUACACAUUUGAUCGCCUUGUUGAAACCAUCGGGAAUGACCUGAUCUUCACCAACAAAUCUCAGAACUGUCAGCUCCCCAUCGACCUUCAGCUUGCUAUUACACUGCACCGCUUUGGACACGAUGGGAACGGUGUCUCCGUGCAGGGUGUUGCCGGCUGGGGCGGCAUAGCAGUGGGAACAGUUCUUCUGGUGACUCGUCGCGUCAUGACAGCACUCUUGCGCCCUGCAUUCAUGCAGGACGCUGUUUCUCUUCCAAGCCAAGAGGAGAAGGAACAAGCGAAGGCCUGGGUCGAAAAGCAUUCCUGCCGUGCCUGGCGAGAUGGCUGGCUCAUUUCCACAUCACUCAUGGUGGAUGGGACUCUUGUCAGCUUGUAUACCUGCCCAAAAUGGUACAGUGAAAGCUACUUUGAUCGGAAGUCUAACUAUUUUUUGAACAUACAGGUUGUCUCACUGCUGAAUCUACGCAUUGUGGACUUUGCAUACGGCCAUACUGGAAGCACGCAUGACGCUACUGCGUGGGAGCAGACACGGAUCUAUCAGGAGCAUGACGCUCUUCUGGAAGGGCAGGAGUUUGUAUGGGCAGAUUCAGCUUAUCCGAUUGCAUCGUGGGUUGUUGCACCUUACAAGAAG